Triticum aestivum (bread wheat) is the source of this 1538-nucleotide messenger RNA. RefSeq lists its product as uncharacterized. Lineage: Eukaryota; Viridiplantae; Streptophyta; Magnoliopsida; Poales; Poaceae. Gene Ontology annotation, molecular function: phosphatidic acid binding. The record is from RefSeq and is a predicted model, not a curated record. Bases 204 to 1322 code for a protein of 372 amino acids. The transcript has 2 exons.
CCCAGCCACUCACCACCACGUGCACCCCGCGACUCCCACAGAUCUCGCGUCCACCCCCACACGUCGCCGACGCGCUAAUCGAUCGCAUCCCUCCCAUCGCACCGCAGCAUAAGCUCGCGCGCCCUUCUGGACUCCCAGGUCACACACCACUCCUUCCCCUCCCCUGAUCUCCGCGCCGAUCCCCCACCAGCGCAGCAGCAGCCAUGGCGACCGCCUACAACCUCAGGUCCCGCGACGAGCCGGACGACUUCGACGAGUUCGACUCCACGCCCUACGGCGGCGGCUACGACCUCUUCGCCACCUUCGGCCGCCCGCUCCCGCCCUCCGACGAGACCUGCUACCCCUGCUCCGCCCCCUCCACCUCCUACGACGCGCCCCACUACGCCGCCGAGGAGCCCUCCCCCUACGCCCACCACCAGAAGCCCCAGCCCGCCUACGGCUUCCGCCCCCAGAACGAGCAGCAGCAGCAGCCCUCCUACGGCCGCGAGGAUGACUCCGGCUACGGAUCCAGGCCCAAGCCCAAGCCCCAGCCCGCAUACGGCUUCCGCCCUCAGGCGGAGGAGCAGCGCCCGUCCUACGGCGGCGGCGGGGAGGACGACUCCGGCUACGGAUCCAAGCCGCAGCCCGCCUACGGCUUCCGCCCCCAGCAGGAGGAGCAGCCGUCCUACGGCUCCGGCUACGGGUCCAAGCCCCAGCGCUCCGAGGAGGACACCUACGGAUCUGGCUACGGCCGGAAGCCGCAGCAGGAGGAGCCCGCCUACGGGUCCGGGUACGGCUCCGGCUACGGGAGGAAGCCGCAGGCCGAGGAGAGCUACGGAUCUGGGUACGGGAACACGACGCAGCCGGAGGAGGGCUACGGCUCCGGCUACGGGUCCAAGCCGCAGGUGGAGCAGACCUACGGCGGAUCGGAGUACGGCUCUGGCUACGGAAGGAAGCCGCAGGUGGAGGAGAGCUAUGGGUCGGGGUACGGAAGCAGGCCGCAGGGAGGGGGAGAGGAGUAUGGUAGCGCUGGGUAUGGUGGGAGGAAGACUGAGGAGGAGGGCUAUGGUGGCUCUGGGUAUGGAUCUGGGAGGAAGGUGCAAGGGGAGGAUGAAGGUGCGUACGGCUCUGGUGGGUACCAGAAGCCCAAGCCGUAUGGAGAGGAGACCCAGGGUUCAUAUGGUGGUGGGUACGGCGGGGGAAACUAUGGCCGCAAGAAGCAGGAUGAUGACUCUGAUGACGAGAAGAAGAACCGUUACGCCAAGCGCGAUGACUCCGAUGAUGAGAAGAAGGAGCGUUACGAGAAGCACCACCACCACCGCCGCCACAACUACGACGACUAAGCAUCCAGCAUGGUCUUGACCUGCUGCCAUCGCCCCACGUCUCGCUGCUACACGAAUAAAGAUGGUCUUGUUUCCCUUGUUGGUGCCGGAUCAUUCCCCUUUUUUAUGAACUUGUAUGACUGCAACCUAAAGUGUGCUAUGUGGGUGGCUUAUAUGUUUGAAUUAUCUCCUAUUUGUGUGCUUGAGGUUAUGUGUUUAUGUACGUGGUUCGCUGCA